CUUCAUUACCUCUCAACUGGACCCAGGAGAGCAGAAGACAUCUUCACCAGGGGGCGGUUGUUAGCUCUGGAGACCAUGUUUACGCUGUGUACAUUUCUCGCGCUCUUCCUGGGCACGGUCUACUGUCAGUUCCCGAGGUUAUGUACGACAAGUGCAGCUCUUCGGUCAAAGACUUGCUGCCCACCGUGGCAGGAUCGCAGCCCCUGUGGAUCACGAUCUGGCCGUGGCCAGUGCAGGGAAGGUGUGGUUUUUACGCCCCUGGCCGCCAGCCGAGCUCGCCAGUUUUACGAUGACCGAUUGGACUGGCCACGUUUUUACUACGACAGAACUUGUGAAUGUUUCGGAAACUACAGCGGCUUUAACUGCGGCCGGUGUAAGUAUGGCUACUACGGCGACAAGUGCGAUCGCAAAAAGACUGUGAUCCGAAAAGAGAUCCGCCAGCUCUCGUUUCUGGAAAGGAAGAGGUUUUUUAGUUACUUAGCCUUGGCGAAAACCACAAAAAGUGACGAUUUUGUCAUCCUGUCCACGGGGGACAGACACCUCCGGGACACGUACCACUUCGUGGACGCCUCCAUUUACGAUAUGUUUGCCUGGAUCCAUUAUUACUCCAUGAAGCCCAUUCUACUCAACGGCACAUUUGAUUUUAACAGAAACUACGCCCAUCAAGGUCCGGCCUUCCCCGGCUGGCAUCGUUUGGGUCUCAUGUUCUUGGAGGGGGAAAUUCAGCGCCUGACGGGCGAUGAAUAUUUCGCCCUUCCUUACUAUGACUGGAGAGGAGAAAAGAACUGCUCCAUCUGCACCAAUGAAUUUUUUGGCGCAAGCAAUGCACAAGGUUUCCUGGACGAUGACUCCCACUUCGCAUUUUGGAAAUCUAUUUGCAGCGGGUUCGAUUAUCCUGAUGCCUAUUGCCAAACUGCUGGGGACCAGUGCCAGAUGGAGAGACUCCACAGGAAGCCGGGUUCAGAUCCCCGGGUAAAAAGUUUCCCCACCUUCCAGAAUGUAGAGGAUACCCUGAAAUGGAGAGACUUCGAUACAUUCCCCUACAAUACUAGUGCACGGAGGAGCUUCCGAAACGCUUUUGAAGGUUUCCUGAGAGCAUCGGAUGGGAUAACACUGGAGCGCAAUAUGCACAAUGCGGUUCACAUUUAUUUGGGGGGAACGAUGGCUCAGGUCCCCAUCUCCUCCAACGACCCCAUAUUCCUGAUGCAUCACGGCUUCAUUGACAAGAUAUAUGAAGCAUGGCUGCAGAAAUAUAAAGCGACCCCAGCCGACUACCCAGAAAAUGAUGAGCCCGGACAGGGCCCCAAUGAAUGUACCACCCCGUACUUUCCAUGUUAUAGGAACAAGGAUUUUCUGAGCAGUUCUACUAAGCUGGGAUACGUGUACUCUGAGUAUCAGGGGAUGUAAGGUAUCCCCCUUAAAGGGAAUGUCUUUGUAGCAAUGCUUGGUGUUGUUCUUGCCUUCUUGUAAGUUUUCCUGUUACUGUAUCCUCCCUUCUGCUGCCAUAUGUCCUGCUCCUGGGAUAGAGGAGCAUUUUAAGGACGGUAGUUGCCCAGUUUUUACCUCUUGGUAAUUAGUCUCCCUAUGCAGGGACUCGUCCCCUGCUCCUGUGUCACUAUGAACACAACUUCUUCCAUGAUGAGUCCCACUUUGCAUUUUGGAAAGUGAUUAUUAUUAAUCUUUGCUUAUUAUGUACUCACAUAUGCCUGCCAACUGUUGCAAAACUACAACUCCCAGCAUGCCUGAACAGCCUUCAGCAGGGCAUGGUGGGAGUUGUAGUUUUACAACAGCUGGUUGAGCAUUCCUGUUCUAGGCACAUCCAGAGCUGCAUUCAUAAUUCUGCUAGUUCUAGCAAUUCAGGUUCAUACCCCAAAGUAGUCCCCUUCUGGUUCAGUGUCUAUGUAUUGUACUGCAUUGCUGGAGAUAUAGGGUUCACUCCAGGUCCCAGAUAUAACAGCCUGACCUAAAAGGUAAGCUCCUGGGACCUAAUACAAAUCAGUACCAGGGUCCCCACCCCACAUGCCAUUUUUAAUACUGGUGUCUUGUAAUGUGGCAGAGAAGCCUUUGGGUCUACUCAGGCAUCAGGACCUAGGUGCUUCUCCUGCUUCUGCAUCCCCUAUAGCUAUGUCUGAUAUGAUAUACUUGUCCCAUAAUGAUCUGCUGCAGCUGCGCAUGCUAGUGAAAAGAUUCAGAAAUUUGAACGCAGCUUUGGAUGUGACUAGAGUAUGAGACAUGAAUCAAAUCAGAGGAAGGGUAUUCCGACUGUGGUCACGAAUGGCUGAGAAUGGGAAUAAUACCCAUUUAAGAAGCCAAAGAAAAGAACUUUUAUGUGGAGGAGGAAAGCAAAUCAUAUAAUAGGUGCAGUUAAACUUGCAGGAGGGCGCAAGAAAACAAGGCAAGCGCUUCUAAAGAACCACGAGAUGGUCCGAAGUAAUAUCACAUUAUAAUAUAUAAAUGAAUCAUAUAUCUGUAUGCAGUCUACAGAUCACAUUGCACGUGCAUCUACCUCUAGCUAUCAUUUUCUGAUGUCUGAUUUUGGCUUCCCACUACAGAAGUUGGCCAGAUUGCAAUACGAUUAUCCCCAGUCUGAUGGGAGUUAUAGUCUCUAUACGGAUAUUAGAAACAAUGAGAAUGCUGGGAUUACACUAGGGUUAAUGAGGCCGCGCUGUCCUAUUACGGCUGCUCAUGAUCGUCUGGUCACAGAUUGCUUGGAUAAUGGACUUUACCUUCUCGGUUACAUUAAGUAGAUGAGGGGACAAUGGUUGCCAUUUCCCCAAAUACCAUAGAGGAGUGCCCCCCCCCCCUCCAGAGGUCACAGGUCACUGCAAUCAUCCUAAUUGUGGUGUGUUUUGUAAAUAUCGGCAGUUACAUUGUAUCUGUCCUGCCUCUUCCUUUAUGUAGUGACUAAGGCUACUUUCACACUUGGGUUUUUCUUUUCUGGCACCGAGUUCCCUCAUAGGGGCUCAAUACCAGAAAAGAACUCAUCAGUUUCAUCCCCAUGCGUGCGCAGACCAGUCAAAAAAAUAA
Bufo gargarizans (Asiatic toad) is the source of this 3027-nucleotide messenger RNA. Its product is annotated as tyrosinase-like. Bases 76 to 1407 code for a protein of 443 amino acids. The record is from RefSeq and is a predicted model, not a curated record. NCBI's taxonomy places the organism in Eukaryota, Metazoa, Chordata, Amphibia, Anura, Bufonidae. Gene Ontology annotation, biological process: pigmentation; melanin biosynthetic process. Gene Ontology annotation, molecular function: tyrosinase activity. The transcript is spliced from 5 exons.